Messenger RNA from Hyaloscypha bicolor E, 1405 nucleotides. Its product is annotated as ribosomal protein S5 domain 2-like protein. The transcript has a single exon. Gene Ontology annotation, cellular component: cytoplasmic exosome (RNase complex); nuclear exosome (RNase complex). The record is from RefSeq and is a predicted model, not a curated record. Gene Ontology annotation, biological process: nuclear mRNA surveillance; U4 snRNA 3'-end processing; nuclear polyadenylation-dependent mRNA catabolic process. NCBI's taxonomy places the organism in Eukaryota, Fungi, Ascomycota, Leotiomycetes, Helotiales, Hyaloscyphaceae. The coding region runs from base 84 to 1118 and encodes 344 amino acids.
CGGCUUUUAGCUCCACCAAAAAUGUGCCGUCGCAACUUCAUCAAGAGUUUGCCCUGUCCAGAGCCAUCCAAGAGACAACAAUCAUGGCUUCCACAACCCCCCAAUCCAGCCUCUCUUUCCCCAGAGAAACAUUCGCGAAGCUCUCUCCUCACCCCUACCUCCUUGCACACCUACAACCUAACUCAACAGCCUCCAAACCCACUCGCGCAAACGGCAGAUCACCAAAACAAUUCCGCCAGCCUCACGUAAAUAAUGGAUCCCUCACGCACGCAGAAGGAAGCGCAGUGGUACGGAUAGGAGAUACGACCGUUGUCUGCGGGAUUCGUGGCGAGAUCCUGCUUGCUAGCAACGUGGCUGGGUUUCGUGUUGAUAAAUCCUCCGCCGCACCUUCAGCCCGCCCUGGAUACAAUGAAGCUAAAGAGAUGGAUUUGUUGGUUCCGAAUAUCGAGUUAGCGACUGGAUGUUCGCCUGCGUUCCUACCGGGCCAACCCCCAAGUACGUUGGCGCAGAGUUUGAGCACGAGAAUAUAUUCUUUACUGCAUUCCAGUGGCCUGGUUAACGGGGAGGAUCUGAGGAUAUGGUAUCAGCCGCCAGAUCUCAGUAACCAGGACAAGAUAGAUGAGGACGAAACGGAGAAGAUUGAACCUGAAGUCAAGGCUUUUUGGACGUUAUACAUCGACAUUCUAUUCAUCUCACUCGAUGGCAACCCUUUCGACGCUGCAUGGGCAGCCGUCAUAUCCGCUUUGAGGGAUGUGCGGUUACCAAAAGCAUACUGGGAUCCAGAUCGAGAAAUGGUACUUUGCGAAGACACGCUGUCUGAAUCGAAAAAGCUCCAGUUGAACGGACUACCGAUUGCCGUUACGAUGUUGGUGUUUAAGGCAAAGGAGCAGGAGCAAGGACGAGACAAGAAGCACUGGAUAUUGGUUGAUCCUGAUACAUUUGAGGAGGGGCUUUGCGAUGAAUCCGUUACGAUCGUAGUUGAUUACGGGAGCAGGAAAACGAAAAUAUUGGGUCUUUCAAAAGCUGGGGGAACGAUUGUAGGAAGGGACGAGAUGAAAGAGCUUGUUGGUCUGGCGGAAGAGAGAUGGUCCCAGCUCAGCCAACUCCUGAACCGGUGAGCGAGAGCCAUGGUAUCGAUAACCUGUCCCGUCUGUGAAGACCAUACCGGUGAGCUCACUCUGGCUGAGUAUCCCGAGUCUGGUGCAGCACAGCUUGCCAGACACCAGGUGCUGCUGAUGGAGUGGCAACUGCUCAAGCAACUUGUCGAGGUAUGCGUUGUGGCGAUAUCUCAAGAAAGCUGCUACGCCUAGGAUGCCAAGUCUUACAUCAAAGGACGCAUACAACCAUGUCUAGCUUUGGUCAUGCUAUGUAAUUGGAGAUGCAGAAAUCGAAACCUACUAUGAUC